GGUUCUUAUUUCUUCUCUCAACUCUUGUUUGGUCAUAGCAAUUCGCACGUACGAAACCCAAACACACAAGCGAACUUUCGAUAAACAAAAAAUCCCUUUAGGGCACAAAACAAAGCGAAGAAACACUUCUUCUUCUUCUUCAACAAAAAAAAACCCCAAUUUCGCGGCUAAAUCAAUCGCUUCUACUGGUGGGUUUUUUUUAGGUCUUGGAAUUUGAGAGAAGGAGACCAAAUUUUAUCUUAGAUCUUCUUUAAAGAUUGAGAAUUUGGAUGAAGCUGGAUUUGGAAAUUUGGAUUUAGUUUCAGGUGGAAAUUUUGUUGGAAGAUGGGUUCAGAUCAAUGUUUUUCGAGAUUGAAUACACUUGAGAUUAAAGCCCUAAUUUAUCAGAAAAUUGGGUAUCAGAGAGCUGAUACUUACUUCGGUCAGCUCGGUAACUUCCUUACCUCGAGGAUAAGCAAGUCGGAGUUUGAUAAGCUAUGUAGCAAGACGGUUGGUAGAGAGAACAUUUCUCUACAUAACCGUUUAGUACGUUCGAUUCUCAAGAAUGCAAGUGUUGCUAAAUCUCCACCACCGAGAUAUCCGAAGAAAUCCGGAAAUGCGAAUCAAAGUCAGUCUCUUUAUGGGGAUUCUGCGUUCCCUCCUUCGCCGAGGAAAUGCAGGUCGAGGAAAUUUAGAGAUCGGCCUAGUCCGCUUGGUCCGCUUGGGAAGCCUCAGAGUCUCACUACUACGAAUGAUGAGUCAAUGUCAAAGGCACAAAGACUUCCAAUGGAAGUUGUCUCUGUGGAAGAAGGAGAAGAAGUUGAGCAAAUGACGGGAAGUCCGAGUGUGCAGAGCAGAAGCCCUUUAACCGCUCCACUUGGCGUUUCUAUCCAUCUUAAGAGCAGAGCUAGAAAGUCUAGUUUCAGUUCAUACAAUGGUAUCAACCGUGAUACUUGUCAAAGCAGCGGCGAGCUACCUGAUACAAUAACGUUGAGAGCUCGGUUGGAGAGGAAGUUGGAGAUGGAAGGGAUAAAGUUAUCUAUGGACUCUGCCAAUCUUCUUAAUAGUGGAUUGAAUGCAUAUAUGAGAAGGCUGAUCGAGCCUUGUUUGAGUUUAGCCAGUUCUCGGGUGAGAGAGAUGAACAGUCAACAAAAGCGAGCGGUGUCUAAUGUAUCAAUGUUGGAUUUCCGUGCUGCAAUGGAGUUGAAUCCCCGGGUUCUUGGAGAGGAAUGGCCUAUACAUCUAGAGAAGAUCUGUUACUGUGCUUCCGAAGAGUAAAGUUGUAGAAAAACGCCGUAAUUUAGCAAUACACCGAUAUCGUAUUUGAUUGACAGAUUUUAUACCUGUACCUGAGAUUCUUUCCUUGGAUUUGCGUGGAAUUGCAAUUAGAGAUUUCUUGAGGAAGCUUUGAAGGGAAACAAAGAUUCUUGGGGUUGUACAAGUUCUGAUAGAUAUAAUAUAGUUUAAAUACCCAUUUGUUUAGCAGAUAUCUGCACUUUUUUUCUGUAUUUUUUCCUCAUGUCUAAUGUAACAAAUUUUCCAUUAAAGCAAAAGAAAAUUUUAGCA
Molecule: messenger RNA, 1545 nt
Organism: Arabidopsis lyrata subsp. lyrata
Lineage: Eukaryota; Viridiplantae; Streptophyta; Magnoliopsida; Brassicales; Brassicaceae
Exons: 2
Coding region: 325-1257 (310 amino acids)
Biological process (GO): regulation of transcription by RNA polymerase II
Cellular component (GO): SAGA complex
Molecular function (GO): transcription coactivator activity
Source: RefSeq, a predicted model, not a curated record